UUGGGGGAAGGAGGGAGCGGGAAGGAGAGAGGUGAAGAGAAAGAAAACCUAGGCGGGAUCUUUUUGCUUGUUUUGAAAACUUGUGGAAACACUCCUAAUGCACAAUGCGGCAUCUUGGUCCUAGAAUUUCUUAAGAGAAGGAGCUGUGCACAUCUUUUUUCCAGGCACACAGCGUUCCUCCAGUUGCAAACAUUGUCAGCCUUAAUUGGAUCCCUGGGGUCCCAUCCUUUGACUCUGGCUAUUUGUGGAGAUUCUAAAUCUUGAAAAAUUGGGUGACACCCGGCUGCUAAAAUUGGCUUUCAAGCACACCCUAUCCUCUCCAUAGCCCAGUAUGGUGAUUCUGUCCCGGCUUCUACCCGGUCUCAUCUUGGUUUUCCUUCACUUUGCCAGAGCAGAGAAAUGCAAAGUCAGCACCGAAAGUCAACAUUUUGUGGCAGGACAGCCUUUUGCUCUUUCUUAUACAAUCACAGAAGGGAAAUACAAUCAUGAAAAUGUGACCUGCUAUAAAAAUUCUAGCAUAACUCCAAUAACUCUGGACAGAAAUUCCAGAGUCCACCAGUAUCUGAAUCAAAUUUUAUUUUUUCCUUUGACAUUGGAAGACUCAGGAAUAUAUCAGUUUGUCAUAAGGGAUUUAGGUAGCUGUCAAAAUAUCUCCGUGGAUUUAACUGUUCAAAAUAGGAGUAGUGGUUGGUGUGGUGAUUCCAGCAAAGACCUAGCAGGGUUGGCAGAUUAUCACAGCCAGCAAACAUUAUAUAUGGGGACAACUAGUAUUCUUGCAUGCCAUAUAAUUACCUUUCCAAACAAUACUUUAAGCCCAAUACAGUGGUAUAAGGAAUGUAAACCUAUUGGAGACAAAGAGAACUAUUUUUCUGUGAGAUAUGAUCUCUUCAUAAAAAAUACAUCAGCUGAGAAUGCAGGAACAUAUUUAUGCAGAACAAAACUAACAUACAUGGGAAAACAUUAUGAUAUUUUAAAUAGAAUUUCCACAACUCUAUUAAACAAUGUAGAAAGAAGGAAAGAACCUGAAAUUAUCUAUCCAAGAAAUAAUACCAUUGAAGUACAGCUUGGCUCUUCUCUUAUUGUAGACUGCAAUAUAAAAGAUGGGAAAGAGAAUUUAAAUCAAAGAAGUUGGAAAGUCAAUGAUACUUUGGUGGAUUUUCUUAACUCUAACAGAAUCAAAGAAGGAAUUGAAUCAAAUGUUUCUUGUGGGGAAAAAUACAUUUUCUAUACUGUAAAUAUCAGCUUCUCCGAGGUAAGACAAGAAGAUUAUGGCCGUCCCUUUUUAUGUGUAUCUGGAUCAGCAGCAGCAUUUAUUAUGCUCAAACAUCCAGCUCCAGAUGUUCGAGGAUACCUAAUAGGAGGGCUCAUUGUUCUUUUGUGUGUGAUUAUGGUUGUUAUGUGCACCUACCAUAUUGUCAAAGUUGACAUUGUGCUUUGGUAUCGAAGCACCUUUUAUUCUACUUUGAAUCAAGAAGAUGGCAAGCUCUAUGAUGCAUAUGUUUUGUAUCCAAAACCUAAAACUGAAAGCCAGAGCCAAGACAUGAACAUUUUGGUGCUGAAAAUCCUGCCUGAAGUCUUAGAGAGACAGUGUGGGUACAGACUAUUUAUAUUUGGAAGAGAUGACUUACCAGGACAAGCUGUGGCCAAUGUUAUUGAUGAAAAUAUUAAGCUAAGCAGAAGAUUGAUAAUCAUUUUGGUCACAGAAUCUUCAAGUUAUAGUUUAUUAAAGAACAUGUCAGAAGAACAGAUCACUAUCUACAAUGCUCUCAUCCAAGAUGGAAUGAAAGUCAUUCUUAUUGAACUGGAGAAAAUCCAAGAUUAUACAGAUAUGCCAGAAUCAAUUAAAUACCUUAAGCAGAAACAUGGGGUGCUGCGUUGGAGAGGGAACUACACAGAGGGAUUACAGUCAGCAAAGACAAAGUUCUGGAAAAAUGUAAGAUACCAUAUGCCACCUAAACGGUACCCAUCUUCGCUAGAACAUCUGAUGAAGUCAGCACCCUGCAACUACUCCAUGAACUAGAAAGAGACAAAUAUUGGGCUCCAGACUGAGUGAUCUACAACCUGCUUCUGUGGCUUUGUUGUUCAAUGGUAACUAUGUGCCAUCAAAGUUUGGUAUUGAAAAAAGUUUUCCAUUUGAGCCUACCUGUUCAACUGAUAACUCCCUUAUGGGUUUGUCAGGGUGGGGAUCAAAUCACUCGCCAUAGUCAUUUCUAUGAAUAGUUAUAUCUUAAAAUAGUUCUAUUUAGAAGCUGGAUGACUUGUUCAAGGUCAUACUGAUGGUAGGUGUCCAAGGUAGAAUUUGAAAACAUAUGUUUAGCAUGAUUUCAUAUGUUGAAUUGAUAUAUUGCUCAUCUCAGUGUGUGAAUUAGAAGUGGGAGGAAAGGAGAGAAUUCAGAACUCAAAAAUUUGUUUUUAAAUUUAGUAUUUAAAAAAUGAUAAUUCCAGUUAAAAGGUGAAUGAAUUACUUUGGGAAAGAUAACACAGUUAUCCAUUGCACAAAUUAGCAGAAUUUACUUGUCUGAAUAUACGGCUCCAACUAACUUUCUGAUGGAAUAGAAAAGACAAGUAAGUUUUAGUAAGAAGUUGAAAGAAAGAAAAAUCUGGGUUGUGGGAUAUAUGUCAAAGAAGUUCUCUUUGACAGCUUGGCUCCCUGAACUGCCCAUAUAAUACUAUCUGGGUAACUGAGUCUCUAGCUAAGAAAAAUAUGGCUGGAGUAGAGACUGCUGCUUAGAACAACACAUUUUGCCUGCUUUGUAUAUUUCAAUGAGGCUGAAAGUCAUUUAUUGAAUUGCUCUGCAGUGCCUUUAUCUGAUCCUUUUGCUUAAGGCUUCAGCUUACCAGAUUUUAUUUGAAUAAGCAGUGAAAAUGAAUAGCAAGAGGAUCUUGGACUGUUAGAGCAGAGUCUUAAAGGUAAUUUGGGCUGGUGUUCCUCAUACUAUUCCUUGGAAUCCUGUAGUUCCUGGGCAGAUAUUUGAAAUGUCCUACAAAUAAAAUAGUGAUAAUGACAGUAGUAAGAAACAAUUGUGAAGUAUGAAAUACUUCAUUGGGUUUGUUUUCUCUGAUUUUUAUUGAGGGAAGAGGGUAUAAAGGACAGUGUGUAUUAUAGGGCAUCAGGAAGACCUGGUUCAGAUACUGUCUCAGGGAUAUACUCAGUAUAUGACUGUGACCAGGUCACUUAACUUCCCAAUUUCCAGGAAAUUUUCAAAGACUAAGUUGCCAUUAUGAAUCAGUAGGGUGAAGGGGGAGAAAAGGUUGGAAGGGAAAUGGAAUCUAAACUAGGACUUCUCUACCCUGAUGAAAUCAAAGAUUUUUACUCUUUCCCCCAACCUCUUCCCCCUACUCUUCCAAAACAGAUAAGCACACAUAGGGAAUGUACACACUUUUUCAUCUGCAUGAAUGAAUGAUGAAUGGGUCAAGUUAAAAUGAAGACUAGUCAAAAUGUUAGCUUUGCAUUUAAGAAUUUUUUAAGAAACCACCUAAAAAUAACAUAAGUUAAUGAGGAUGUCUCAGAAGAAUGAAUAUAAAAUAAAUUGUCCAUUUAUAUUUUUAAUUUUUUAAAUUUUUUAAUAAUUUCCUUCACUGAUAAUAAGCUAACAUUAAGAGGGCUGAUAAUAAACCUAUAUCUCUAAAUCUAGUUCAAGUAAACAAAUCUUAAAUAGAGAAGAAAAUCAAGCAAUAGGAAAAGCUAUUUUUGAUUUAGGUUUACCUCGUUGCUCCUGAUGUCUAACAAGUAUUAGCUGUUAAAUUGGCAAGAAUUUCCUGAUUCUGGAAGUUUCAAAGAUACUAAUAAAAUCACAAUGAUUUUUAGAACAAAACUCUUGGCUUUUUCAUGCAAAAAUGUGAUGAAUUGAAACUAUCCCUGUUUCUUUUAAAAAUAAAAAUCUUGGCUUAUGUAAAAAAAGGGGAGAUUGGAGAAAAUUGUUUUGAUAUAAUAUCUAAUGUUCCUGUUUAUAAAAGUUAUUCAGCACAAACAGUCUAGUCCUAUGUAAGUACAGAAUUUGUCAACUCGGAAUUUGUUAGUUUAUAAAAAAAAUGCUUUAUUGAUGUCUAUUUUUGUUUUUUAUCGCAGUCUUUUCAAAAUUACACUUCCUUUCACAAAAUCACAAAUUUUAUUUAUUUAGAAAAAGUAAAUAGUAAGGCAAAAAUAACUUAUACAGUGACCUCAGUUGACAAUGAAUGCAGCAUUCUAUCCAUGAGAGUCCUCUACUUCGCUACUUAGAGGAGGGAAACAUGUUUCAUUUGUUCUCUGCGUUCAAUUAAUUAUUAAAGUUACUCUUGGAAAUUAGCUUCCUUUUAAUGUUUUUUCACUUACACUGUUGUAGUUAUUUCCUUCCUUCCUUCUUUCCUUCCUUUCUUUCUUCCUUCCUUCCUUUUUUCCUUCCUCCCUCCCUCCCUUCCUUCCUUCCUUCCUUCCUUCCUUCCUUUUUUCCUUUUUCUUUCUUUCUUUCUUUCUUUCUUUCUUUCUUUCUUUCUUUCUUUCUUUCUUUCUUUCUUUCUUUCUUUCUUUCUUUCUUUCUUUCUUUCUUUCUUUCUUUCUUUCUUUCUUUCUUUCUUUCUUUCUUUCUUUCUUUCUUUCUUUCUUUCUUUCUUUUGCAAUUGGGAUUACACAGCUAGGAAAUGUUAAAUGUCUGAGACCAGAUUUUAACUCAGGUCUUCUUGACUUCAGGACUGAUGUUGUAGUUAUUUUCUAAAUUGUUUUUCUGGAUUUGUUUAUUUUACUCUGUAUCAGUUUAUAUAAAUCUUCCAUUCCUUUUUUUUAUUCUUGUAAAUAUAUUUCAUAUAUAUUUCAUUUCAAUUCAAUAUAUAAUUCAUUUCAUAUUAUUCUAUAAUUUGCUUAAUAUAUUCCCUGUUAAAUUAAUGCCUAUCCCUCUCAUCUUCCAAUAAGUGUCAUUGGCAUUUGAUUGGAGAAGGACAAAAUUACAAUUCAUUUUCUUUCCCCACUUCUAUUCCUAAUUCUGGAUUAAGUAUUUAUUGCCCAUAGCAACACUUCUUUAUGGACCUAAAAUAAGGCCUAGAUUCUUCUGGUUGUUCACAUGUGUCUCUCUGAAGCUACCUGGAUGGAGUUAUGUAACAUAAUUACAUAAAGCUAUUUACCCUGACAUUGGAGCAUAAGAGCAUAGGAAGUGGAAGGAUCAUUAAAAUUAAGCCUCUCAUUUAACAGGUGACUAAACUGAGGUCCAUUAAGGUUCAUUGAAUUUCCCAGUCACAAAGGAAGUUAAGUUAGAAUAGUCCUCUUGAUAAGUUCAAUACUUAAUCCAGUGGACUCUACUUUCUCUCAUGGUAGAACAGUAAUACUUCCAAAAAAGCAGGAUGAAUGGGAGGAAACCUUACACUCAGAGACCUAAGACUUAUAGUACACUGAGGAGAAGAAAAUGUAGUCUCUGCUACAUUUACCUCUCAAUCAAAAGUUUACUUCUAUAACAAUAUAAUCAUAUCACAACUUUAAAAAAUAAAGGAUUACAUAUAGCUCGCCAUUGUGUCUCUUCAGUACUGUUCAUCAACAGCUACACAGUUUUAAGUUUUUUUUUUUUUAAGUACCCAGCUAGCCUGAAUAUCCAGAUGAUAGCUUUAUGUCCCUAUCCAUCUAGAAUGGUGCUUAAGUAUGUGGCUAUAUGAAUUGGCCCUAUGGUAUUCUAAUUCUAUACCAGAUCAGAUUUUAAAGGAGGUUAAAAAAACUCAACUUUAAUUCAAUUCAAUAAUCUUUUUUUUAAGAUCCUACUAUGUCCUAGUCAUUGUGCUAGAUCCUGUGUAAAUUAAAAAGGGGAAAUAAAAAUCCUUAUUCUCAAGAAACUUACAUUUUAUUGAGGAAAAAGUAUAUAAGGUUAAGCAGUCAUGAAAUAUAAACAGAGAAAAAAUAAAAGUGGGCACUGAAGUGGCACAGUGAAUGUGGAAUCAGAAAAACCUGAGCUCACACAUAGCCUCAGACCCUUACUACCUGUGUUACUCUGGGCAAAUUAUUUAACUCAACCUGUCUAAGUUUCUUCAAGCUCUGUGAAGUAAUUUCUUGGGAGUUUGAAUGAAAGGGAACUGAAUAAGUGAACUAAUUUAGGUAGUAUUGUCAUUUUUAUUAUAUUAUCUCAAUCUACUCAAGAUGCUAUUGACAAUUUUAAGGAAAAUUCUCUUUAUUCCUAUACUCUCUAGUGCUUUUAAUAAGAAUGGGUGUUGGAAUUUGUCAAAUGUUUUUUUCUGCAUCUAUUGAGAUUAUCAUAUGAUUUUAAUAGUUUGGUUACUGAUAUAGUCAAUUAUGCUAAUAGUUUUCCUAAUAUUGAACCAGCCCUGCAAUCCUGAUAUAAAUCCUAUUUGGUCAUGAUGUAUUAUUCUGGGAAUAACUUACUGUAAUCUCUUUGCCAACAUUUUAUUUAAUAUUUUUGCAUCAAUAUUCAUUAGGAAAAUUGUUAAUAAUUUUCUUUCUCUCUUUUGACCCUACCUAGUUUAGGUAUCAGCACUGUGGCUGUGUCAUAAAAAGAAUUUGGUAGGAUUUCUUCUUUCUCUAUUUUUUCAAAGAUUUUGCAUAAUAUUGGAAUUAAUUGUUUUUAAAAUGUUUGGUAGAAUUCACAUAUAAAUCCAACCAUUCUGGAGAGCAAUUUUUAAUAAAAAUCCUGGAGAUUUUUUUCUUAA
Antechinus flavipes (yellow-footed antechinus) is the source of this 6618-nucleotide messenger RNA. RefSeq names its product interleukin 1 receptor like 2 (gene IL36R). The coding region runs from base 332 to 2020 and encodes 562 amino acids. Lineage: Eukaryota; Metazoa; Chordata; Mammalia; Dasyuromorphia; Dasyuridae. The record is from RefSeq and is a predicted model, not a curated record. The transcript is spliced from 10 exons. Gene Ontology annotation, molecular function: interleukin-1, type I, activating receptor activity. Gene Ontology annotation, biological process: regulation of inflammatory response; signal transduction.